GCAAAAGUUUGGUCGUGGAUUGUUUUUCCUGGACUUUAUUAUAUAUCUGUCCUUCCUGUCCGCACUGACUGCGUUGUGUUUUGUUGUGCCUAAUAUAUUCACGGCGAGGCUUGACGAGUAUGGAUGUCCAUUACCAGUUGGCAGCAAUACAAGUGUUUAUUACGACCAGGAUGGCAAUAUAAUUCUGACAGGCAACUAUGUAUUCGAUGUCACUUUCGUAUUACAACUAUAUAUUGCAGUGUACGUUGUGAUAAACGUCAUACGGGAGUUCUUUGAACUUAUCCAGACGGGGUAUAAUUAUUUCAUGGAGAUAUCGAACUGGGUGGAUUGGGCCAUGUACAGCACUGCACUAUAUUUCAUAUUCCCACCGGGUCAUAGUCCGUGUGUCGGCCAAUGGAAAAGUGGAUCCUUUGCUAUAUUUUGUGCUUGGCUAGAUUUAAUUCUGUAUUUCAGGCGAAUCAGCAUGUUCGGUGUAUACGUCGUCAUGUUUUUUAAAGUCCUCAAGUCGUUUGUAAAGAUCGUUAUACUCUUCCUGAUGUUCGUUAUCGCUUUCUCGUUUGCAUUGCAUAUGAUGUAUUUUGAUAUGGACGAAUUCAGUACAUUUUGGAGGAGUUUAGUGAAAGUCUGCGUAAUGUCUGUUGGCGAGUUGGAUUACGGAGAUUUAUUCUAUGGACGCGAGCACAAAGAGGGAUUCAUAGCUAAUCCUUUGUCAACACCUCUUUAUAUUUUAUUUUUAUUUCUCAUGCCGAUACUCCUCAUGAAUUUGUUGCUUGGUGUUGCUGUGGGCGAUAUCGACGAAGUUCAAAAGAGAGCAACGCUUGAGAAAAUAGAAAUGGAGGUAAACAUGUUGGAGCAAAUGGAAGACAGCAUGCCAACCUGGUUACAACGGAGAUUAUACACGCCGCAGUUGACUUAUGAACCCUACAGCACAUCGUGUUCCUCCAAGGUUAAAAAAUGUUUUUCAAGAAGAAAUGUAGACUUGGAGAAGAGGGAAAGAAUCAUGCAAGAAGCAGGAGGAGUUAACGCUGAAAGUCUGCAAGAAAACAUAGAAGAAUUUAGAUCUAGUGUAGUUGAGAGGCAGAAACUAAUGACACAGAUGAUGGAGCUAAACAACAGUGUACUGAUGAAGAUGGCAGAAAAACUGGAUGUUAAAUUUGACGAAGCCCAAUUUAGGGCUGCCAAAGAUUUGUCGAAUUAG
Molecule: messenger RNA, 1198 nt
Organism: Saccoglossus kowalevskii
Lineage: Eukaryota; Metazoa; Hemichordata; Enteropneusta; Harrimaniidae
Biological process (GO): monoatomic ion transmembrane transport
Cellular component (GO): membrane; transmembrane transporter complex
Molecular function (GO): monoatomic ion channel activity; protein binding
Source: RefSeq, a predicted model, not a curated record